AUGAACGAUAUCAAUAAAUGGCGGGAGGAAGAAUCCUUGAACCUUACAAGUGAUAUCAGUUCAGAUGGUUCUGAUAGAAGUGAGGAGAAUGUCGACACUUCAACGAAUACGCUGAUGCCUCAGAACUCAACUGCUGACACUUCAGCGAUUCUCAUUUCUCAAACACCUGUUGCUGCUCACAACACAUCCGGCGCUUCUGCCACACCCGGUCGUCUAUCGCUUUCUCAGCCAAUUCUCUCAAAUCCAGUAGACUCACCAGCAUCGAAUCGACUGAAUAUGUCUGCUGGCAACAUCGCUCGUCCUCCUCGUCCACAGCGAGUACCACUGGUGAAGACUCAAGAAGAGAACGAGCAGCUGAGACAUCAACUUGUGGAGCUGAAUGCAAAGCUUCGUGUGGCGGACUACAAAGUUAUGGAGCUUGAAAGAAUGUUACCUCGUGAGGUGAAAGACAUCUUGGAAGAGUAUUAUUCCUUGCAAAACUCGAGGCUUGAUUUGAUCACAGAACGAGAAGAGCUUGCAGCUGCACGACGUCAGCUUCAAGUUGAAGCCGGUCAAAUGGAUCUGGAAGCGCAAAGAAAACUAGACAAACUGAGUGUGAAACUCAGCACUUCUGAGAAGGAAAGAAAUACGUUGAAGAAAGAGAAUGAGGAGCUGAGAAAACGUAUUGAAGAGCUAGAGAAGGAUUUAGCUGCAAUAGAAGAGAUUCCAACAAGUCUUGAUGCUUUGAAAGGUGAGGACAGCGAUUGGACAAUCAGAUCAGAAUAUGAUGUUGAUGUGGGUGACCUACGUGAACAAUUGUACAUCGCCAACAAGGAGAACAAAGUGCUUCGCCAGAAGAUUGAGGGCCUCCAAAAAGAAAUAGAAGAUAAGUCUGCUGCUUCUAAUGAUGUAACAUCGCAGGGCAAAGAUGGACAAACAUUUGUAAUUGGUGGCGGUCAUGAUGCAGAGACACUUCUGCAACGCAUUGACGGUUUAGAAGCCAGACUGCGUGAAGAACAAGACGAACGGGCAAAGGCUAACACAGCACUUGCUGCUUACAUGUCUCGUUACCAUAAACUAGAGAAGAAAUUGCAGGAAGCAAAUAUGUCAGUUGGGAAUACGUCCUUAAAAGUGAAUAACAAGGAGGAAGUGAAAGCAGUGGUUGCUCAACUUCGUGAUCUUCUUCGCCAUCUUGGUUCGGAGAAUAAAGAGUUACGCAAAGAAUGUGCCAGAUUGCUUAAAGAGCAUAGUGUUCUCAGUGCCAACUCUACCGACGCAUCCGGUAGAAAUGAUACAGCAAAUGAGGAGAUCGCUCAUGCCGGGGACAGCGUCAGGGCUGAGACAGACUUCGAGGAGAAGGUGUGUAGUUAUUGGAUUAUCGUAUGA
This is a messenger RNA of Strongylus vulgaris, 1365 nucleotides long. The record is from the annotation of a GenBank genome assembly. NCBI's taxonomy places the organism in Eukaryota, Metazoa, Nematoda, Chromadorea, Rhabditida, Strongylidae.